GCUCACAGUAAAACGUGCAAAGACACAAAAGUAGAAGGUUAAAAAUGCGAUUGUUCGUGAAAGAGACUGCAAGAAAAGCAGAAAAAGCAAAAUUAAAAAGUCGAUUUAGAAACUGAUAAGAAAAAUAUCACAGGCAGAACUAAGCAACAAAUCGACGAGGUUUAACAUUUAACAAGCUAUUUUUCCGGAGUUUAUUUCUUGACAUUUUUGUUGCAUUUUCCCAUCGCCAUUUUGGAGACGGACACAGGAACCUUCGAUUGCAUCUUCAUACCUACACGGACAAUUUAACGCGUCGGACCCAUUCACAGGAAGCGCGUCCCGGCUGUGACCUGCAGCUCCUCUGUGUUUUCAUAAGGAAAAAAUGGGCUUGUAGCUGAAGACAGGAGUCAUGUUUACUCUCAAAGCGCUGCAGAAAAAUAAAACAGUCAAAUAUGGAGUCCCCAUGCUUUUGCUCAUAAUUGGAGGUUCCUUUGGCCUGAGAGAGUUCACACAAAUUCGAUACGAUGCUCAGAGGAUCAGAAAAAAGCUGGAUCCUUCGCUGGAGGCCAAAGUGAACAUCCCAAAGCAGUCAGCCAUACUGGAGGAGGAGUACGAGAAGCUGAAGGAGGUAAAUUUGGAAGAGUGGAGGAACAUCCGGGGUCCUCGUCCCUGGGAGGACUCCAAAGAGUACCAGGAGCAGCAGCGUGCCAGGUUAAACCAAAAAGACUGAGGCGCAGCAGACUGCACGCACACUGCAGCAGGAUGGACCAGACACGAGCGGACCGAGUCUUUGACUGACACUAAAAUUCAUGUAACCUGGACGCUGUAACUUCAGGGCACGGACUCAGCUUGUUGGGUCUGUGCUGGACCCAAAAGUUUACCAAGUGUUUGCAGCAGGUUUUGGUCUUUAGUUGUGACACAUUCUGGACUAUUAGUGGUUAAAAUUUUGCAACAUGAGCCCAAAACCUUGAACUAAGUUCAAGGUUGGUCUUAAAUUCAAACAAAUAUGGAUUGGUGCUCGCUUAUUUAUACACAUGUAUAAAGAAGUCACCUGUUGGUAACUUAUGCUCCACUCUGAAUCAGGAGUUUGUUGUAAAAACCAACCAGUAGGUGGCGCACCUGUGUCCUGCUGCACCUUACCUUUCACACUGAAAGCAAGGAGAGAAAUAUAUAUAUCAGUGUAUGAUUUCCAUGUCUCAAUAAAUUAUGUUCUAUUGAUCCAAA
This is a messenger RNA of Plectropomus leopardus (leopard coralgrouper), 1203 nucleotides long. RefSeq names its product cytochrome c oxidase assembly factor COX16 (gene cox16). The record is from RefSeq and is a predicted model, not a curated record. Gene Ontology annotation, biological process: mitochondrial respiratory chain complex IV assembly. Lineage: Eukaryota; Metazoa; Chordata; Actinopteri; Perciformes; Serranidae. Gene Ontology annotation, cellular component: mitochondrial inner membrane.